AUGAAGCGGGCCCAGGCGGCAUCGGAAGGAGACCAGGCCGAGUUCCCAAUGGAGCCCCUGGGGAGCCAGGUCGCGGAGCCGGAGCAGCUGCAGGUCCCCGCCGACGAACCACGGCUUGAGGGUCUCGAGAGCAGCCCGAAUCCGGUCCGAGCCGUAAAGAAGGCGGCGGGCGCGGGCCAGGACCUCGCCGGCGGGAAGCAGCAGCCCCCGGCCCGCCCGGCGCUCACGCGGCUGCCGCCAUCCAGCCUGGGCUACGGCGCCUUCCGCCGCCAGACGUCCGCGGACUCCGAGCCGCCGUCGCCCGGCCCUUCCGUGGCCGAGCGGCCCCAGGCCGGCGAGGCGCCGGGGGCCGAGCUGGUGUCGGGGGAGCAGCUGCCUGGCGCCUGGGCCCCGGUGGAACUGCAGGUGGACGUGCGCGUGAAGUCCGUGGGCGCGGCCGGGAGCAGCCGCGCGCCCUCGCCGGCGCCCUCCACGCGCUUCCUCACCGUGCCGGUGCCCGAGUCCCCGGCCUCCUCCCGCCACGCCUUACCCACCCACCCGCUCCUGCCGCGGACCCCAGCGCGGCCGGAGCGCGGCCUCGACGCCGAGGGCCGGGCCAGCCCCGCCGACGGGCGCGCGGAGCCCGCGGGCUCCCCCACCACGUGCGGCGGCCGCUGCAGGGAGCUGGGGCUGGAGAAGGAGGACGCGCUGCUGCCCCGCGCGGAGACGGACAGCGACGAGAAGCUGCCCCGGGCCAUAGAGAUCAUGGGGCUGCCUCUGUACAUGAAGUCCCUGCGCUGGGCCCUAGUGGUCAUGGCUGUGUUUCUGGCAGUGUCUGCGGUCACCAUUGUGGCCCUGGCUUCUAGAGUAGGGGCCACUUGCCAGCCGUGCCCCCCGGGCUGGAUGUGGUGUGAGGAGCAUUGCUACUACCUCUCUGCCGAGGCUCGGGCCUGGGAGGCCAGCCAGGCCUUCUGCUCGUCUCACCAUGCCACCCUCCCCCUGCUGGGCCACAUCCAGGGAAGGUGGUUCCUGCCUUCUUUCUCUCAGAGAGUUCCCUGGAGAUGGACAGAAAACCAUGCUGGAGAAAAUGUUUUACAGUGAACAUGAGUUAUUUCAUUACCAGGAAUAGCACUGACGUUUCAGAAAACAUGGAGAAAUGAGAAAGAUACAAUGUAGAUUGAAAACCAUCGAAUCUCAGUAUGGUAAAAAUAAAUAUACAAAGGAAAAACAGAAAGGAAAUAUGUAUAGUAAUAUCCUAAUUGUGGUUACCGCUGGGGGCAAGAUUACGAGUGAUUUUUUUUUCUUCUUUAAAGUUUUAGUUUUUUCUAAUCUUCUAAAUGUUCUGUGAAUAAUGUGUGCUACGUAAUUAGGAGGAAAUGCUAGAGGGACAGUAGCCCUGUAAGCAGGAGGUCAGUAUUUAAGCGUUUUUGUCGGGGGCCUGCGUCAGACCUGAGUUCUUAUAUUUGUCAGAUGAGAACAUUCUCAGGUCCCUGGUUGCGUCCGCAAAAUGGAGGCCAGUGGGUCCCUAGAGAGUGGCUGGAGCUGGGGAGGGGACCCAGCUGGGCAGUGACCCACUGAGCACAGCAAGUGUCCUCGGAAAGUCUGUCCCUGCCCUCCAGCCUCUAAGCAGACAGGUUGAGUUCAGAAUGACCUCAGCCCUCUGAGCAAAAACUUCCCUGUGGCUGGUGGGUCCUCCAAGGGGGAGAUGAACUUCACCAAAUUGCAAGCUUCAGAUAAAGAAUUCUUUUAACUUUUUUUUAACUUUUUUUUUAAUUUUUUUAAUUAUUUUUUUAAUGUUUAUUUCUGAGACAGAGAGAGACAGAGCAUGAGUGGGGG
This is a messenger RNA of Felis catus (domestic cat), 1815 nucleotides long. It is a transcript of the gene KLRG2, whose product is annotated as killer cell lectin like receptor G2. Lineage: Eukaryota; Metazoa; Chordata; Mammalia; Carnivora; Felidae. The record is from RefSeq and is a predicted model, not a curated record. The coding region runs from base 1 to 1080 and encodes 359 amino acids. The transcript has 4 exons.